UUCUCACGUCUUCUCUUAGACCGCCAACGUUCUCCGACGUUCACCAUGGCUAGCCGUAACAACUGCUCCGGAAACUGCAAUUCAGGAUCACUCAGAAAUUCCUGCCAUAUCCCAGCCACCCCUUCCAUUGCCCUCUGUUCUACAAACAUGGACUGUGGAGAGGUCUUCUGUGUACCCAGCAACUGCCAAGAUCAUACCUGGUUCAUGGACAACUGCCCGGAGACAUUUGGAGAACCUUCCAGUGGCCAGCCAGGCAGCCAUGAAGCCAGCAGCUAUGAAAACUCUUGUUGCACUUCUGCAUACUAUGUGCCCAGACCCUGCCACGGCUCUGGCUAUCUUCCUGCUUCUGUCAUCUCUGGUGUCUGCCUCCCAGCAUCCUGCAGGCCUGUGAGCUAUGUGUCUAGCAGCUACCGGCCAGUGAGUCCGUUCUUCAACAACUGCCAGCCUGUGGGCUGUGUGUCUGGUGGCUAUCGCCCACUCCCCUGUGUAUCCAGUAGCUGCCGACCCCUGAGCAUUGUCCCUUAUGGGUGCAGGCCUUCGGGUUGUAUGUCUUAUGGCCCUCAAACCAUUCACAUUGUGUCAAAUAGCUGCAGACCUCUGCGGCCUGUCUCUGGUAGUUGCCAACCAGGGACCCGUGUGUUUGGCACUUGUCGUCCAUCUUGCUCUGCACAAGGAGGGCAGUAGCCUCCUUGUUCCAGUGAACAACAACGAUGAGGAGCCAGGAUUAAAAUUGCAGCUCUCUGGACUUUUGCUUCUAUCUGAGUAUCAGUUGCUUCUUCUUGUUUGCACUGUGUCUGAGUUAAUGCAAACUUCCUUUCUCAUUGUGACUUGCUUUUAUCUUUCCUUCAUGUAAAAUCGCUGGCCACUUAAUGUCUUUCAAGUGGGAGGACUAUGUACCUAAUAUGAUCCAUAUUAUAAUAAAUGAGACUUUCCAAAUUAA
This is a messenger RNA of Peromyscus leucopus (white-footed mouse), 940 nucleotides long. Its product is annotated as keratin-associated protein 26-1. Gene Ontology annotation, molecular function: structural molecule activity. The record is from RefSeq and is a predicted model, not a curated record. Gene Ontology annotation, cellular component: keratin filament. Lineage: Eukaryota; Metazoa; Chordata; Mammalia; Rodentia; Cricetidae. The transcript has a single exon. Bases 46 to 684 code for a protein of 212 amino acids.